ACGAAGAUUCAGAAACAGUUGAAGGCUUUAGUCCUGAAUUGGAGAAUCAAAAUGGAGAGAAAGUGAAGCAAAAACCGCUUUUAGAAACCAUCGUUUAUAUUUUUCGUUUUGCAGAAUACAGAAGAAUAAUGGGGGGAAAUUUGACUCUGGAUAGUGAAGGAAGACCAUUUAGAAUGCUUGUUUUUAGAGGAAGCCCGAAAUCAAGUAGAAAAUCGAUUCGAUAUGUUGAUGAAAUUAGGCGUAGCAAUGAAGACAAUUUCAAAAACAAGAAUCACAUUAGCCAACAAAGAAAAUUACCCAAGAAGGAAACCAAAAUACUAGAUGCACCUUUCAUUCAGGACGAUUUCUACAUGAACGUAAUGGAUUGGGGGAAGAACAACAUUCUCGCAGUUGCUUUGGGACAAGAAUUGUACCUUUGGAACCCGGUGAAUGAAGACACAUAUCGUCUACUUAGAACCGAGAAUUUAAAUGACCCUCCGUCCAGUCUUUCAUGGUCUCACGAUGGCAAAACACUCGCGGUUGGUCUUUCACAAUCACAUAUUCAGCUUUUCGACGCGCAAACUAGCAAACUUAUAAACAGACUAGAAGGUCAUCAUGUAGUUGCAACUUCAUGGAAUGGCCACAUUUUAACAUCAGGCAGUGGCAAAGCCAUUUUGAACCAUGAUGUGAGGGUUAGAAACAGUUUGGUGUCGCGUUUAAAGGCGCACAGGAUGCUUAUCGCCAGCUAAAGUUGCUAGCGACGAUAUUCAGGUUCAAAUUCCGAUUGUGAUUCUUGUUUGAACGGUCUUGAUUGGAUCAGUAGGUUGUUUACCAGAAGCAAAUGAUCGGUUUCUACUUCUGAUGUGGUAUAUGUAUGCAAGGAUGGAGAGACUUAUGCAGACCUCUCAAAUGUGUGCUCUUGAGCCACAUUAGUUUUUGAACAUGCUGAUAGGAUGUGCUGUAAGACAUACUUGACUACAAAAUCCUUCAAAAACACCUAAUAUAAUCAGGCCAUGGUGACAAAAAGAGGAAGAAAAAUAUCGAACCUGAACCAGCUCUGCCAAAUCCAUGGAGGUCGCUUGUAUUUAUACAAUUAGUUAAUGGGUCAUAUCGUGUUUGUACAGAUAUUGGUUUUGUAGCUGAAGUGAGCUGGGACAUUUUGCAUGGUUGAUAAGCAAUUUUCUCGGGUUGUCUAGCUUUCUUGGUAGGUAGAAAGUAAGAGGAAAAUAACAGUAGAAUAGCAUCUUUCAGGUUUAUCUUAUCAAUGUC
Molecule: messenger RNA, 1248 nt
Organism: Helianthus annuus (common sunflower)
Lineage: Eukaryota; Viridiplantae; Streptophyta; Magnoliopsida; Asterales; Asteraceae
Product: cell division cycle 20.5, cofactor of APC complex-like
Exons: 10
Coding region: 129-728 (199 amino acids)
Biological process (GO): anaphase-promoting complex-dependent catabolic process; positive regulation of ubiquitin protein ligase activity; positive regulation of anaphase-promoting complex-dependent catabolic process
Cellular component (GO): anaphase-promoting complex
Molecular function (GO): anaphase-promoting complex binding; protein binding; ubiquitin ligase activator activity
Source: RefSeq, a predicted model, not a curated record